AUGGAGGCCGCGGAAGGACCCCGCGACGGGGAAGAGGUGGAGGUGGAGGUGGGUGGCAGGAAUGGGCUCUCCCCCCACCCCGCGGGGUUUGCUCCGCGCCUCACCUCGCGACUAGGCUGCCGGCUGCUCCCGCUGCGGAGUCUGAGCAGGGAAAGCGGCCUGCCAGUGGUUCAGCCUGGGCCUUUCUUUGUAGGGCCGAGAGCCGUGGAAGCAGCGUCCCGGGUUCGUUGGGAGUCCCGGGCUGACGCCUACGGAUGGGUCAUGGGGAUUGCGCUUCCUCAAGGCAACCUGAUACACACGCAUGUUCACAUGGAAAUAAGUUCUGCUGAGCUCGGUCGGACUCGAUUCCUGGCAUUAGUCUCGUCAUCGCCAGCAUUUAAUGCCAUGACUCACCUCUCCAUACGUUGCGAAGUGAAACUAGAGCAGGCAUCCCCAACCUGCGGCCCUCCAGAUGUUUUAGCCUACAACUCCCAUGAUCCCUAGCUAACAGGACCAGUGGUCAUGGAUGAUGGGAAUUGUAGUCCAAAAAAUCUGGAGGGCCGAAAGUUGGGGAUGCCUGAACUACAGCGUCUUGGAGCACCAUUCUCUGUAGUGAAAUAGCUGCAACACUUGGAUCUCCUAAUAUUCAAAAGCCUUCUGCCUCCACUGGUCCAUAUCCAGGAUCACUAAAAUGAUUACUUCACAGUAUAAAGGAAUACAUGUAUACCUUAUACAUGCUGUCAGGUUAUAUUGGUCCAUCUGCAGAGCGCCAGCCGCUGCUGAACUACAACUCCCAUUAUCCAUCCCAAUGGCAAUGGUGCCUGGGGUUGAUGGGAGUUGGAGUCUGGAAGGUCACAUGCUGCCGUCCUAAUCCAGCAGAAUACAGUUUGUCUACCUCCCUGAAGUCCAUGUUCCCCUCCAUCUCAGACAGGAAUAUUUCCCGGCUCUGUAACUUUUGAGAUGCGGCUUUGAACUUGGCCCUUCUACGGGCAAAGCAUGUGUUGUACACCUGGAAUAUAGCCCCAAAGGAAAGGCGAAAAACAUGCCCUUUUAUUAUUUUGAUAAUAAACAUUAAUGAAUUUCAACAGGCAUUUUACUGCUGGAUAUUGUGUUGAACAUGGCCCUGUUCCGCAGGAGUUACUCUGGGCCAGCAGUGACAGUAACUACAGCUGCAUCUUCCAUCAGUAGCUUUCAUGCUGUCUCCCUCAGGAUGGUUGAAACAUUGUAUGUACCGUAUUUUUUGCACCAUAACACUCACUUUUUUCCUCCUAGAAAGUAAGGGGAAAUGUCUGUGCGUGUUAUGGAGGGAAUGCCUAUGGGUGGCAUGCCUACGGAUUUUCCUCCUCUAAAAACUACGUGCGUGUUAUGGUUGGGUGCGUGUUAUAGAGUGAAAAAUACGGUAAAUGGUUAAGGAGUAGAGUGUACCUACUUUCCAACUGUAUAUAGCUCCUGCAUACUCCCCUACUUGGUGGUGGAACAAAAUGUGGGAGUGCUAGUACUUUUUAUGUCAGCCUAUGAAAAAAGCAGAAAGAGGCAGCAUUAGUUUGCCCUGGGUUGAAAUGGCAGUGCAGAAUGUACAAUAGUGAAGUCCUUUACUGCUGGAAUUAAGUGGGAGUAAACUGCUGGUGUUUGAAAAUAUAAAUGUGAAUGCAUCUUAUGUUUCCUUUACUAUAACUCAGAAGAGCAGAAUUGUUUUUGUCUACCUCUUGCAUAUGUUGGUGCAUAUUUAUUAGUAACAGUUCUAGUGGGCACUACUUAGGAAUACAGAAUUAGAAGUUGAUACUUACUCUAAACUGAUUUGUUAUGAUUUUGUUUCCAUGUCCUAAGUUGGUGAGAGCAGUGAAACAUUUUGAAAAGCCAUUAAGUAAAGGCAACAGAUUUAUUUAUUUUUUAAUGAAACAAAUAUAAGACUUGAAAUAGUCAACUGCAGCUGCAAAUUGGCACUGGAGAAAGAUGCACAUCACUUUCAUUGCAUUAGAGCAAAACUAACUAAUGUGAGAUAUCCAGCCUACUGAAACUUGGAGGGGAGAAGAAGGUGUGGAUGUCUUGCUCUCCCAUAGCAUCACAAACUUGGUUGAAAAUAUAAAUGCAUGCAAUUUCAACAUAGAGGUUGGUGGUUGGGUGGAUGUGUUUGUAUAUGUGCUCCUGGAAAGUGGUUGUAUAGCAGUAAUAUAUUUGCAGAUGGGCUCCAUCUGCUGGACUGAAAGGGAGAUUGAGUUUAUGAAUACAUUGUUUUAAAUAUAUUUUAAAAACUUUCUGCCCCCAGGAACAAUUGGUCAUGGUGGAACUGUCAGGAAUAAUUGAUUCAGACUUUCUGGAAAAAUGUGAUAACAAAUGCAAGAUUUUGGUGAGUGUGAUUAAUACAAAUUUCCAUCUUUGCAGUUUUUGUUAAGAACAACAAACCUCUAUUCAGAACCUACAAAAAUCAAUAUAGGUGUUUUGCUUACUAUAGUCUGGUUUGCGGUUGUUGUGGGGGGAAGUACUGUCAUGUAUGAAGAAUGUGCAUGUCUUCGUUUUUUUGUGUGCACACAAAGUGGGAAGUUCUGAUCAGCUUAGGGUACAUAAACACUGUCAAAAUAGAGACUGCGUGCUCUUUGUGAAUGACAAUGAUAUCUGUAACCUUUCAUAAGUGUUACAGACUUCAGCAAUUUAGGCUGUGCUUUGAGUCAAAAUUGCUUGGGAGGUAUUUGCAUUUAAUGAUCUUUUUGUUAAAUGCAGCUGUGUCUCUUCUUUUUCUUAUUUGCAGGGAAUAGACACAGAGAGGCCCAUUUUGCAAGUAGACAGAUAUGUUUUUGCUGGAGAAUAUGAAGGUAAGAAAAUGUUUUAUGAAUACUAUACUUCUUUUCAUAAGCCAGGAUCCAAUGCACAAUAAAACUAGUCAUGUGAGCCAAGGCAGAAUUAUUUUUUAUUAGUAGUAUACCUUUGCUGUUUUUCCACACAGAGAAAAAGCAAAUACAUUUAGGCUGAUAUCCAAUUCAAGUGUCCUGCUUGCACAAUGGACUUCAACUUGCACAAAUGGAAAUUAUCCUUCCUCCUGCAGCCCCUCCCCCCACGCACCCAAAAUCUGCUUAGGGUUGGGGACGCUACGAAGCAGGGGAGGGGCACAGCGGGGAGAUGAGGUAGGGGAAGUCCUGUUGCAUCUGCUGGCAUAGUGUUGGAUCUCACCCAUAAAUUCUCAAAUAACAUCACAGUAAAAACACCUAAAUACAAACAUAGGAGAUGUUAACAUUAACUAAAAGCAGACAACAAUUUUCACAUACAAGUUUUAGCUACCAUAUCUGUUUGCAAAUUGCUUUUGAAAUUGAGGGGAGUUCUGAGAAGUUUGUAAUAUGGCAUUGGUGUAAACUGGUUAAAUAAGAAAAAAGGAAGCAAACAAACAAAAGUCCCUUGUAUGAACUAAUCAGCUCUUCUGGCCCUAACUUUACAUACACUUAUCUUCUAAAUCUAUUGCUUAACGAAAGUAGAUACCGCUCUUUUGAGUGUUAUUCUUUUAAAAAGUAACCUGCACUUUCCUUAACAAAAUGUUCAUUUUCAUUCCCAGAUACUCUUGGUACCUGUUUGGUGUUUGAAGAAAAUGAAGAUCAUGGUAAGGAAUACUUUUGUUCUAAGCUUUUCAAAAGCUCAAGAGAACUUUAGGCAGGGGGAACAUUGCAAAGAGUAAAGUUACCACUUAAAAAUAAUCUGUAAUUUUUCCUUAUACUAGAUGCAGAAGGCAACCAAAAAAUACAGCUAAAAUAUAAAUGCCACACAAUGAAGAAGCUGAACAUGACACGGACACUCCUGACUGAGAAGAAGGAAGGAGAAGAGAACAUAGGUGGUUCUGAGAAAAUUGCUGUUGCUUUCUAUAGUUCCCCUUCUAGAAAUCCCAUUUUGCAUGCUCACCAGAUUUCUACAUGUCAUGCAUUGCUUCACCACCCUCCUUUGCCCAGUUCCUGUAUAUACAGAUUGCUUCACUUCUUUCUAACCUCCCUCGUUCAUAAACAUACCCUCUCUUGGCACCACUUCUACUCCACUUGGAAGUAACUGAGCCUACAAGGAGUUGUGGUUCUGGUCCUUUGUUUUAGUGAUUCCAGUUAAAUCCUGGCCCUGACUUGGUAACAUACCAGGGCUGUUUAUAAAUUUGCUAUCAAUAAUAUGUACAAAACUCUUUAUGUCCCCAUCUCCCUCAAUUGGUAUUCUUAUGGCAUAUAUGAAUGUAUUCCUUAACUACUGCUACAUGAUUAACCCUAAAACUUCCUAUUGAUGGUGAUUAUAUAAAACCAUUAGCAUAGAUUGUGCUUUAUAGAAUGACAUUCACUCUUUUCCUCUGAAGAAGUUACCAUCUAAAUCAAGGCACUGACAAAGAAAGGGGAAGGGACCAAAGGAAAAGGAGAGACAAAGAAUAAAUGUGACUAGUGAAUUUAAUACUACUGUAGUUUAAAAAGUUUUAAAAUCCUGUCCCCAACUCAUCUUCUUCCUGAUUUCUCUCUCUUUCUCUGACAGGUGGUGGUGUGGAAUGGCUAGAGCUUAAGGACAAAGAUUUCUCAUACAGCAGACCUAACAUGAUUUGCAACUUCUUAUACGAGAAAGAAGAAGACGCAGCUGAGUCCCAAGACAAAAUGGCAGAAGAAUCUGAAGGAGAAGCCAGUGACAGAGGAAGUAUUGAUCAGGCCUUUGAACCUGAGAUGCAUCCACACAUUGAAAGGGAUGGUGGUGCCCCUCCUAUGGAUGCCACCUCCUCCAAGGCAGUGGACUCUUCUUCAGAGGACAGUCAGGUUAUUAUUGCAGAUAAUUCUCCACAUUGCUCUAAAGACUGUAGUUGA
This is a messenger RNA of Podarcis lilfordi (Lilford's wall lizard), 4781 nucleotides long. The record is from the annotation of a GenBank genome assembly. Lineage: Eukaryota; Metazoa; Chordata; Lepidosauria; Squamata; Lacertidae.